Molecule: messenger RNA, 3438 nt
Organism: Peniophora sp. CBMAI 1063
Lineage: Eukaryota; Fungi; Basidiomycota; Agaricomycetes; Russulales; Peniophoraceae
Source: the annotation of a GenBank genome assembly
AUGGCGGCAACGACGGCGACUCAGCAGUUUGGCAUUCAGGGAUGGAUGUCUACGAUCCGCACGGCUAUGGUGGAGGACCCGAACAGGAAGAUGUUCGAGGAACAGGUUCAGACGCAUGGCUUUCAGUUCUUCAAGGAAUAUCUUGACAAUGUGCUCGAAAAUUCGAGACAACAGGAUAACGCGAUUGUUGACCUCUUGAAGACACCCGGACGAAGGAAAGGGGCACCGAAGAAGACGCGGGCUGCUCAGGCAGCAGCCGCGCGUGCCCAGGACGCUAUCAAGUUCUCCUUUGAGGAUGGAACCACAGGCGGGAAGGAGAAUGGGCCGGUGAACAAGUUCCACGAGGCGCUGCUGCAAGCGAAGCGCACGGACGAGUCGGACGAUGUGAACGCACGGGCGCCGUUGUCGCCUAAACGGCACGGAUCGAAUCCUCCCGAGUCGCCGAAGAAGGCCAAGGGGAAGAGCAAGACGAAGGCCGUCAAGCUUGCCGGCGGCGGCGAGAAGCAGCAGGCGGGGUUCAUCGACCUCAGCUCGUCUCCCGCCCCUCCUCCCGCGGACAACCAGCGGGAGCAAUCCGCACCGCCCUCCAAGCCGGCGAAAGAACUGUCGAUGAUCGCCGAGGACGACGAGAUGGUGUCCCAGGCUCCUCGCCGCGGGCCGGUUGCCCACCCGCUCUCGCCCGUCGCCUAUGACAUAUCCCCGACACGCAACUUUGCGCUCGCACCUCCGAUUGAAGAGGAGGACGGAGCGAUGGACGUGGAGGACGACGAGGCACCCGCGCCGCCGUCUCCUUCGCCCCGGGCCACUCCUGUAGACCGCCACUCGUCGCAUCCCGCUUCUCCGGAGGCCCAACAGAUGACACCAGCGCCCGCUGAAGCCGUGGAACACACCGCUUCCACCUCGCAGGACGUGACCGCCCAUCCCAUUCCUCCUCACAUGCGGACUUCUGCCAAGUCUACGCUUGCCGCGCCACCUGUAGCGCCCAGCGGACUCUACGCCUCGACGUCGAACACAAAUGUCCCUGCUACUGCAGGCCCUGCAGUCGGCACAAAGCGUACAUCGAGUUGGACGGCGGCCGCCAUGAAAGCUCGAGGCAGCAACACCGCUGGCGCGGGCAUGGGUACCCUCGGCGUCGCACCGCCUGGUCAUCUCAAACGAAAGAGCGGCGACAUGGGCCCCCCACUCGAGCCCGAACGCGUGAAACACUCCAAGACAAGCCACGGCGAUGCUAUGGAGGUUGACGCGCCCACCGUCGCAUUGACGGCGGCCGCCACGGAGGAGGCUGAGGAUGAAGAACCUCUGACGCGCAUGCUGAAGCGCAUGCAGGGCUCGCGGCAGACCACCAAGUCUAUCGGCAACGCAGCCGUUGUUGCUGAGCUCGCCCAAGCUAAAGCCGCGGCAGAACGACGUGUGGCGGACAAGUAUGGGCUGGAGGCGCCCUCUCGCGAACAUUCCUCCAGCCCACCACCCAUUGUUCAGGCGAGCGAGGAGAAGCGUACAUCCCGCGAGGCAGAGAAGCGCUUCAGUGUCUCAGAGCUCUUCACCUCCAAGGAGGGAAAGCCAACGCCUGCGCUCGCUCCUCCUCGCUCCGUCGACUUGUCGGCAUCUACCACUCCGCCUGAUUCACCCGUCACGACGUUCAAGGCUGCAAAACCACCCGCACCAAUCUUCACUAAGCCGGCACCUGUCUUCGUUCCUCCUCCUGCGCCCACCGUUGUCGAGCCUCCUAGCGAACGCAGCGGCCUAUUGGGCGAUUUCUCCUUUAAGCUCCCGGCUCCCAGCGCAUUCACUCGCCCGCAACUUGGGUUGGGCAUGGCACCGAUUUCUAAGCUUAGUCCUCGUAGUCCCCGUGCUGACUCUGGGGCAUCGACUCAGGAGAGCGAACCUACAGACCCGAUAUUCGACUCACAGCCGCUCUCGCGUCAAGUUUCGAGCUCGACACAGGGCACGUCGCAAUCACACUCUCAGUCUCAACUGCAAGACCUCAAGUACUCGGGCGACUACGCCGAUUACAACGCGCCGUUGGCUCAUGACGAGGACGAUACGUGGGGUAUUGACGAGAAGAUGGCCGGGGCGACGCAGACCUGGACACCUUACACUACGGGGGGCAACACCGAUACUUGGAGCUCUGGCCCUUCGGAUACGCAGACGCAGCCCCCCGGCACGUUCACUCAUCCGUUCGCGAACGCCAAUGUCGAUGGUGGAACUUGGAGUGACUGGCCGACGGAUAGCACCGACAGCACGCGCCUUCGUCCAUCGGAGGCUGCUCCGAUCGAUGACGCGGAAGAGUUUACGGAUGCGCGCGAGGAACAUACUGGGGCGUACGUUGACGACGCAGUGGAUGAUGAGGCAUACCCCGAGCCGUCUGGUGGCAUUCGUUUGGUACAGACGAAGAGUGCCGACUCUAUGAGGCCUGAGAGUCAGUUGUCCAUGGCUUCCUCGAGCGACGAAUCGCAGCAAGGCCUCAUGGGCCAGGCAAGCAAAUUCGUCUCGAGCAUCUUUGGCGGCGGGCCAGGCAGCACGAAGAAGAAAGAUGGUCCGAUCAAGAGCGUGCAAAUGGCCGCGCAAGCCAAGGCAGCGGCCGCGAAGAAGGCCCAGGAAGAGGAGGAACGCCGGAUCGCUCGUCAGAAGGAGGCCGAGGCGCGGAGACAGGCCGCCAUUCAGCGCAAGGCCGACGAAGAACGCCAGCGGCUCGAGGAGCAGGAGCGUAAGACUCGUGAGGCCAGGGAGGAACUCGAGCGCCGUCGAAAGGAGCGUGAGGAGGCAGCUACGAAGCGCGAAGAGGCCGCCGCGAAGCGCGCCAAGGCUGCGGCUGAGAAGAAGGCUUCGGACGAUGAAUCAAACAAGAAGAAGGUCGUCGAGAAGCCGAAGUCUGCAAUGAAGAAACCUGCGCCGGUCUCCAAGAUCGUCAAGCCCACGCCCGCUCCUGCCACUAAACCCAAACCGCUGUCAAAACAGGCGUCCGCGUCUUCCCUCAACGAUAAGUCUAUGAAGUUUGGGCCACCGAAAGGCAAAGGCAAGGCUCCCGCUGGCGCUGAUAGCGAUAUGGAGACCAAGCCCAAGGCCGGCCCUUCUUCCUUCAAGACGCCAGCGCCUCCCGCUCCCCCGCCCAAACCCGAGACGCCGGAAGAGUGGGUCGAUCUUCCUGAGCCGAACAGCGAGUAUUCGAACUCGGAUGACGAGGAUAGGGGCAAAGAUUACGACGUAGCAGACUGGGCUCAGUCCCCCGUACUGUUCAAUGCGCUACGUGAACAGGAGACCAUGGAUCCCGAUGAUAUCUUUGGUCCUAUCCGGCCGCUGCGGAUGGAGGAGAUGUUCACGGGUCGCGCACGUCAGAGUCGCUUCCGUGCGCGUUCGAGUUCGGCGAACUGGGCGCAUGGGGACGGGCUUACGGAGGCGGAGGCGAGGGAGUACGCAAGGAGGAUGGGUUUCCGCUGA